AUGACUGCAAACGAUCAGAACAGCAUUCCAGAUACCCUGAGCGCGCCAAAAGUCAGCAUCAGCGUUAAAAAUCUGAACAUGCAAUACGACAACAGUUUUGCUUUGAAAAACAUCAACGUCGACAUACCCGCGCAGAAAGUGACCGCCUUUAUCGGCCCUUCAGGCUGCGGCAAAUCUACCCUGUUACGUUGUUUCAAUCGUAUGAACGAUCUGAUCAACAACGCGAUGAUCGACGGCAGCAUCGAACUGGAAGGGGACAACAUCUAUGACCCGAGAGUAGAUGUCGCAGAACUCCGACGCCGCGUUGGCAUGGUUUUCCAGCGUCCCAAUCCAUUCCCUAAAACCGUUUAUGAGAACGUUGCCUAUGGGCUCAGAAUCCAGGGCGAGAAAUCUACCGCAGUGAUUGAUCAGAGCGUGGAAUGGGCACUGCGCAGCGCAGCGCUCUGGGAGGAAGUGCGCGACCGCCUGCACGAAUCUGCACUGAGUCUUUCUGGCGGGCAGCAGCAGCGAUUGGUUAUUGCACGGGCAAUCGCGGUAAAACCAUCUGUACUUCUGCUGGAUGAGCCCGCAUCCGCACUGGACCCGAUUUCCACUCUGAAAAUUGAGGAACUGAUCCAUCAGCUCAAAGAUGAUUACACCAUCGUGAUUGUCACCCACAAUAUGCAGCAGGCGGCAAGAGUUUCAGAUUUCACCGCGUUCCUGAAUCUAGGUGAGCUGGUGGAAUAUGGCGACACGGAUACGAUUUUUCGUUUCCCGAAAGAAAAAAAACAGUACGACCUUGAACUGGGUGGUAUCCGCGACCAGCUGAUGGAAAUGGGUGGCCUGGUUGAACAACAGGUGAAAGAUGCCUGCCUUGCUUAUUUCACCCAUGACCUGUCUCUGGCGGAAGACGUUCGCGUAAAUGAGAAAAAACUUAAUCGCAUGGAACUGCGUCUGGAUGAUCAAUGUGUAGGCAUCAUCGCCCGGCGUCAGCCUGCGGCCGGAGAUUUACGCAAUAUUGUUGGUGUGAUGAAGGCCAUCACUGACCUGGAACGUAUUGGUGAUGAAGCCAACAGAAUCGCUAAAAUGUCGAUCAAGAUUGCCAGUCACGAAAUUCCUACCCAUCAAUAUGGCGACUUGCGUGCCAUGCACGACAAGGUCAACGUCAUGCUGACGGAAACCCUUGAUGCGUUUGCACGGGUCAAUGAAGACGUUGCGCAACUAGUGAUUCGCGCUGAUGACGCCGUUGAUGAUCUCUAUGAUGCGAUUGUCGCCCAAUGCACCCUUCAAAUGCAGAAGGAUCCCGCUAACAUCCCGCACCUGCUGAGCACAAUCUGGGUUGCCCGUUCGCUUGAGCGUAUUGGUGACCAUGCAAAAAAUAUGGCCGAAUAUGUCAUUUUCCAGGUAUUGGGCAAGGAUGUACGCCACCCAAGCAGUGCAAAGACCUGA
This is a messenger RNA of Symbiodinium pilosum, 1428 nucleotides long. The record is from the annotation of a GenBank genome assembly. Lineage: Eukaryota; Dinophyceae; Suessiales; Symbiodiniaceae.